AUGAGUUUUUCGUAUAUCCGAUUUCCAAAACUCACAAUAACAGACGAAGAACUUCAAAAAAUCGAAUCUUUUCGUCUUUUCGUAACUCAAAUCAUUAGAGAAGAGAAAUUUAUUAUAGAUUUUAAAGGUCAAAAAGAGUUUUCAUCAGAUACAAUAUGCAAAUUCCCAUUUAUUAAGGAUUUGAAGACAGGAUUUACAAUUGUUUUAUCAAAUGAAGAGAAUUCUAUAGAAUAUGCACGAUUAGCGUUACCUGUAUCAUGGUUUGAAAAGAACACUGUAGUCACACAAGAAUUUCACAUGAUUUCAGUUGAAAAGAAUAAAGAAGUCGCUGAUAUUACCGUUCAAGUUCAUAUAAGUGAAAAUGGCUCACUUCCUUAUCAAGCAGAAGAAGGAAAACUACUUGGAGUAUUGACAACAGCUCCUGAUCGCUCUAAUCUCCCUAAUAUUCCUAAUUUUGCGUUCCAAUCUCCUCCACAAGCUCCUCAACCAGUACAACAACAACAAAGACCAACAAUGCAACAAGAACCUCAACAGCCAGCUCCAACACCACAGCAAACCCAGCAAUUACCUCCACAAAAUAUUCCAAAUCAAAAUCAACAGCAACAAUAUCCUGCACAACCUCCAAUGGGUUACAGAGUUGUUAAUCAACCAUAUUUACAGCCAUCUCAGAUCCCACAACAAUACAUUUACCCUGGACAACCUCAAUUUGUCCAACAACCACCUCAAGCUUACAUGCAACCACAGCCAAUGCCUCAGCAAUAUAUACAAUACCCAUAUCCGCAACAACAAAUGCCUCAACAAGGACAAAUCCAACAACCCCAGAUUAUUUACGUACAAGCACCUCCUGGAUACCCAUUUCCCCAACAAGGCUUCAUCCCACAACAGCCCGUACAGCUUCCAAAUGGAACUAUCGCUUACACUUAUCCUUCUCCGUAUCCAACAUAUCCUUACCCACAAAACCAAAUGAAUCAGCAGCAGAACGUUGUAAAACGCAAGAAGAAACGAGUUGUAAAGAAAUCUUCCCAUCAAGAGCCAGCACAGGAAGAAAUUCAAGAACAAGAAAUUGAACAACCAUCAACUCAAGAAAAUCCACAAUGA
This is a messenger RNA of Trichomonas vaginalis G3, 1098 nucleotides long. RefSeq lists its product as uncharacterized. Bases 1 to 1098 code for a protein of 365 amino acids. The transcript has a single exon. NCBI's taxonomy places the organism in Eukaryota, Parabasalia, Trichomonadida, Trichomonadidae. The record is from RefSeq and is a predicted model, not a curated record.